Molecule: messenger RNA, 6807 nt
Organism: Orussus abietinus
Lineage: Eukaryota; Metazoa; Arthropoda; Insecta; Hymenoptera; Orussidae
Gene: neo
Exons: 4
Coding region: 1-1695 (564 amino acids)
Source: RefSeq, a predicted model, not a curated record
AUGGUACAGAGGAGCUUCAGGAUGCUGGAAUCGUGGGAGGAGAUUUUUAGGAACUUCGUCGAGGAUAGGUCAAGACAAAUUUUUGGAUGCAUUUACAGGGAGCGAGGAUUGGCUGCAGGAUACUUGGUCUUUCUUUCCUGCUUCAGAUCCGCUAACUACGUCAACGCCACGAAGGAGUGCGAACUCUCGGACAUGGACAGACUGACCGUGGCCGGAUCGAACGCCUUCCAGGCAGCCAAGGGCACGGAAUACCUCGAGAACCACUGCGUGGACGAGCCGGUCAAGCUCUGCGAGUUCAAGAAGCUGAACGGCCGCAUCCUGAAGACGGUCGACUCGGUUUACCAGGAGAUCGGAACCGCCGAGGAGUGUCGCGAGCUGUGCCUUAACUCGCCCUACAGAUGCCACUCGUACGAUUAUGGUGACACCGGCGACAUGGUGUGCCGACUCAGCCACCACUCCAGGGCCACUCUCUCCGACAUUCAGGAACCCUACCUCGACGUCCCGGAGGCGUCCACGUACGAGCUGAGCUCCUGCUACAACGUCAGCAUCGAUUGCCGGGCCGGCGACAUGGUGGCGCGCAUCCAGACGAGUAAGCUCUUCAACGGGAAGGUCUACGCGAAAGGGUCGCCCAACUCGUGCGUGCAGGACGUGAAGGGCGCCCUGGAGUUCGAGCUGCGAAUGGCCUACGACGACCUGGAGUGCAACGUUAGGCAGCAGGGUCUCGGCCGCUACCUGAACGACGUGGUCAUCCAGCAUCACGACACCAUCGUUACCAGCUCCGACUUGGGCCUGGCGGUAACCUGCCAAUACGAUCUGACCAACAAGACCGUCUCAAACGAGGUUGAUCUCGGGGUGCACGGGGACAUCACCCCCGCCCUCUCGGAAGAGGUGAUCGUCGACUCGCCCAACGUAGCCAUGAAGAUCACCGACCGCAGCGGGAGCGACGCCGUGCCCUCCGCCGAGGUGGGCGACCCCCUGGCCCUCAAAUUCGAGAUCCUCGACCCACGCAGCCCCUACGAGAUCUUCGUCCGCGAGCUCGUCGCCAUGGACGGAGUCGACUCCAGCGAGAUCGUUCUUAUCGACUCCGACGGCUGCCCCACGGACCAAGUCAUCAUGGGACCGCUCUACAAGUCGGCCACUUCCGGCAAGAUUCUGCUGUCGCACUUCGACGCCUUCAAAUUCCCGAGUUCAGAGGUGGUGCAAUUCCGAGCCCUGGUGACGCCGUGCAUGCCGACGUGCGAGCCAGUGCAGUGCGAUCAAGAAGAAUCAACCGGAGACCUGCGCUCGGUGAUCUCCUUCGGGCGGCGUCGCCGUCGUCGUGACGCCUCCCAAUCGCGGGAGGACCUGCUGCUGGUGCAGACCAUCCAGAUCACGGACAAGUUCGGCUUCGAGCGGGACGGCAAGUCGUCGAACGGAUCGACGACCAAGGACUCGGCCUACGUGGACGCCGAGGAGGUCAUCUCCGGGGUGUGCGUCAACUUGAGCGAGGCGGUGAUCGCGGGGACCGUCUUCCUGAUCGCCCAAAUCGCCAUCAUCGCAACGUGGACCUUUGUAUGGCAGCGGCGCCGACAGGUGCUGAAGCACCAGGAGGCGCUGUCGGUGUCGGUCUCGGUGCCCGGCAUGCACUCCGGUCUCCCGAGCCGCGCCGAUAGUCUCUGUAAGUUGUACGACGCCGGUUACUCGCGUCGCUUCUAAUCUAUCUAAGAGCGGCGCCCUUCUUAUCCGACCAUUGCACUAUCCGCGGGGCACCCUUGGGCCCUGCCCACCCCGCGAUGGUGGACGCGACAUCACGGCCAGACCUACCGGGGGUCGGCCGAUCGCCUCCUAGCGCUCGUCUCGCGCAUCCUUGGCGACGUCUCGCUCCCUUCCUGGCGCUCAUGAACGCGAGGAGGCAUCGCGCCCUGCCGCUGCCAAGUCCAAACGGUCGAGCGGUCCGACCCUCGACCGAAACGCCCCGACCUCGGUUGCACGGAGAGUGCGACCCUCGCAACGACGGUCGCGCUCCUCGUCCGACGAAGUCCCGACCGGCCCUGCGCGGGCGGGAAGCUCGCCCUGGCCGAUCUUUUCAGCACCUGGCGCUUCUCCCAUCGCUCGCGACGCUCCUCGGACCUCCUUUCGACGAACGGGUCAGUCGGUUAUAGAGACCUGGCCACGGCCACUCCGCGAUCUCGAAACGAGGACCGCCGAUGUGAGCUCGAAAGCCGUUGGAGUAAAACCACGGCCCAACAAAGCCGUGUCAUCGUAAAUGAUGUCAAAUUACCGCGGAUCGGAUAUCCGAUGUCUCGAGCCGAUCCGCGGGACAGUUCUGGCAAGAAGAAAGUCUCUCGUUUUCGGCUUAACUCUGAGAUUUCUGGGCUCCCUUGAGACGAUUCCAUCGAGGUCCCAUGGAAGUUCAAUCGAAAACCCUCGCGACUCUCCGAUCUAAAAAUGCACGUGUCCCUCGCAGACGGGUCGUGAUGAUUCUUCAUUAUUUGAGGUAACCGCUUUAAACUCGACAACAGUUCGCCGGCUCAUUUGGUGCAUCCUAGAACUACGACGUUCCGAUCGGCCUCUUACCAUAAAGGUACUUCUCUCCAGAGAUAGUCGUACACUUCGUGGCCUCGUGUCCUUCUUGAACGUGCAUUUCCGUUGGGUCGGAGAGCCGAAAACCUUGCGGAGCUCCCAGAAUUCUUAAGUAGUCUUGUUGAGUCGAUUACGGGACGACUCUUAGGAGAGGCCGAAGUGCUUCGCGAAGAGAAGCGGCAGCGUCCUGGUGUGUCCUGGUCCGCAGACCCGGGGCGCCACCGCGCCCGCCGUCCGACCAUGACGGGGAUUACAAUUACCCGCGGUCGUAAAUUUUCAUUACCUCCCAUGAAUCCGGAUUCGGAUCGCCGUCGAUCGCCGUCCCGGCGCGAGCGCGACGUCCCGGAUCCUCGAUCCCUUUCCGUUGGAAGUCGGACGUCGGACACGGCCCCGGAAGUGCGACCUCAAGCCACGUAAACCGACCCUCUUACUUCCGGAGCGAGGCGUGACUCCGGAGGUGACGGAGGUCGACCCGUAUUUGCCUAUACGUACUGCGGAUUCUAAUUAGCAUCGGGAAUCGAGCGUGAUUAUGCAGAUGCUCGGAGUGGGAUAUCAGUGGGACCGCGCGAUGCAGGCGGCGGUGGAAGCGGUGGAGGACGCGGCGACGGUGACGCGGUGGGGUGCGGCCGCGUAAGGGGUUGGCGAAGGUUAAUUGCCUCUUGUGGCGUCUCCGGCUAAGUUGAGCUCGCGAGGGUGGUUUGAUAGGGUAACGGAAGGGGCGCCAUUGGGGCACAUCAGGGUCCGGCUCCGUAGAGGGCCGAGUAACCUCCACCCUCUCGGACUUAACCUUAGCCGAGGCAUGCCCGUGUCGGGCAUGUUGAUUUAUGUCUCCACGCGUGAUCUUAUCAAUCCGUCCCGCUCCUCUGGUGGACCGACCACCGCGUGGAAUCGAUUUCCGCCGCCCAACUCCGUAAUAACCAUACGGGACCAAUCCCAGGCACUUGCAUGGGCGGAAACCAAAUAAUUCCAAGGAAAUUGGGCGUUCGGGAGGAGACGACCCGUACCUGUGUUCUCCCCUCCGCGUUUCUUCGAGCACUCCUUCGUAAUUGCGCGUAACCGAUAACGUUAGCGAUCGUUUUUCCCGGGUAAAUCAAGACCGUCUAAUGUCCGAUUUCCAUAUCAUUUUUCUCGCGAGGCACUUAAUAUCCCGUUUCAGCGUCGGGAUUUAUUUCCGAACUAACUUGCCGAUUAACAAUCAAUUAUAAACCGGUUUACGCUCAAUUAACGAGGUAAGUGAUGGGACUAGUUUACCACUUCUUAAUUGAAGCGAUGCUGGUAUUUUUUAUCAUUUCCGAUCAGAUAUCUCCCGCUACUCGGAACGUGUCAGAUACAACCGAUAUCAGUGAUUUUUUUCGUUUGGCGGCAAUCGGAUCGCUUAAGGGAAAGGGUGAGACAAAAGGUCCCGAGGGCAGCGGGAACGAAGGCGCGAGAGACGUCGAAUUAAUUUAAAUCGGUUAGCGGGCGACGAGGCUUUAUCGAUCACGACUGGGUAAACGGAAUCGGGCGGAUCGAAUUAAUUGAGAAACUUGAACAUUAGAAUACACUCGUCAAGACAAACGAACCGGGUCCCCUCUAAUGCCGAGGCGUUUGUCUCCAUUUCCCGCGAACGGAAACGCGAUAUUCGGCUUAAUCUAAAUUUAAACGAGGACUCGGAACGUCACGUUGGGAAUAACCCAUUGAAAUCCCACCGAAGCGUGGGAAAUAAAUUUACAAAGAGCAAUCGAAAUUGCAUUUUACCCGUCGAUAUGGACUCAUCGAAUUAGUCCUUUUUCCUUUUUUUAAUACCUUAGUUCAUUGAGUGCUUCCGAUGCUAAUAAGUGAAAUUAAAAUUUCCUUCUUUCUGUAAGUGCUAAUGUCGUGAGCCCAAAAAUGUUCAUUAUAACCGGUAUCAACGGAUAUUUAUUUAAAGGUAGGUUUUAUGUUUUGUAUAAUGGGAGAAUUUUUAAAAACUAAAAUAGUAAUUCAAUAGGACGGGAUAGGGACGGCACAGGAAAGGGACGUAACUCAAUCUACCUUUGAUAGUUACGUGCAUUGAAAUACCCGACGGUACGCCAACAGGUAUUGCCCAUUUGUUUAGAGCCAGCUGGUACAGUGCGGGACAAACGAGACGUUUCGAAUACUGGGAUAAAUUCUCCCUAAAUCUCGUCCACAGAGGUGAAGUUUCAGCGAGCCACGUGCGUCAUUGGAUUAAUCGUCGCGCAUCUCUGCGAGGAGUCUGGACAGUAGCAAUAAUUCGAAUUUCAAUCGAGCACGGUUGAUAUGGAAAAAAAAAUGCGGGAAUUCGAUCCGUCAGGGGAAAGCUUCGACGGGGACAAAGGAACGCGUAACUCACGGCCUUCACCGUGCUUUUCGCCCACCGUUUCGCCCGCCUUGCGCGCCCAUAGAUUUCCUGCUCAUCAUCGCGAUUACGCCACGCACCGCGACACGUAGACGAAGGUCCUCGCGUAAAGUAAGAGACGCAUAUGAUUUAUCAAUUAACCGUUGUUACGAUAAAGUUAAUUUCGCUAACGCUGCGGUAUAUCCAACCUGCUUCUGGUGAGAGGGUAGAGCCAAUUAUGCAAGUUCGACAAUAACGCGCGGACAGAGCAGUGCGUUUAAAUGCCGCACGCGCGCGACGCGUCGUACUCAUAUACAUACGUAUGCAUAUAUAGAUUCUUUUCGAAUGCGCGGAAAAUGCAGGGUGGCGCCAAAGUUCGCCCCGUUCGAACUGGACCGUCGCGAAGGGAACCCCCGAAAGGGCAGGUUCCCCUUCCGACGCGAGCGAGGUCGCCCUCCCCGAAGGCCAAGGAAGAAGUAGGCUUCCUACGGCCGGCUCGCUCCAGGGAUCGCAUCGAUCGACCUCGAGACUUCUCUCCUCGAGCGUCGAACCGAGCGUUCCGAUCUCGGCGUCUGGGCGAUCUUCGGGGUCGCGACCCGAGGCGACCGGCGCGACCGGCCGCCUCGAACGCGACCCGUAACGAGCGACCUCGUGGUUCCUCCUCCAACGACCGGUUUACCUGACCGCGACCUACAGGGAACGAUCGCGCGGCCUCUCUCCCGGAACCUCGGAGCCAUCGAUGGCUCCGAUCGCCUCGAUCGCCUCGAUCGCCUCGAUGGCGACCCACGACAAGGGGCCCGGAGGUGGCCUCCGGUCGCGACCCAAAACGGGCGACUUCGGCCGACCAGCUCCGUCGCGCCACCUUGUACGCCGGGCAAUCGCCGAACACUUUUCACGGGGUUCGUCGGACCCUCGUGGCGCUCGACGACGCCGCGACCGCGCCCGAUGGAACCCUUUGGAAACUGGCGUCGGUCAUAUCCAGUUAAUCAUUACGCGUAUACGAUAGCGACGGUUGUCUCAACGCCCCAUACGUCCUCCUCGAGCGCUGGGUCGACCCAAGGAGAGCGAGAGGACUUCGAGGGAAAUGCGGCCGAGUCGAGUCGGCGGGGAAGACGCCGCGGGCAGCCCGCGGCGACCGUUCCCUCGGGCCGAUUCGGCGAGUCUCGAUUUCCCUCGGUGUAGCGAACGGGAACGUAUCAGGAACGGACGGAGACGUACGGGAGGACGUUGAUAGCAGCAAGGAUAAUAUUACGAUAAUGAUAAUAUUGGGCUCGAGGACGAUCGCCUACACGGCCCGCGCGUGGGCUCCUCCCCGGCGACGGGCACGGAUACUUGCGUCUCUUCCUAAUGAAUGUCAUGUUUAUACCUUAACUUUACUGGAGUGCCUGAGUUUAGACGUCGGUGCUUGUCCUCGAGCCCGAGGUGCGCGCCAGUUCCGAAAACUCGAGAAGUUCGAGUCUGCUCUGUACCCUGACGAACGGCAGGUUUUUCGGCCCCCCGCGAUUCCUGGACCUCCAGGGGGCGAGAUCGCCCCUUAAUCCGGACAGCCGUCAUGUACAGAGCUCACCCGGCGACCGAGUCUCGUUCCGCCGCACCAACGUCGCUUAUUUAUUUACAUUUACAUGUAUCCUUUACCGUAGUAAUACUCACACGUCCAGCUUCCACCCCCGAUUCCCCUUCGUUCCUCCCCGAUUCGCCCCUUCCCCCGUUCCUCCCGUUCUUACCGUUCCUUAGGCCCCCACCCCCGCUUCCCUUGACCAUCCCUUUUAAUCAAUUUAAUCAUACAAACUGCUAUGUAAUUUAACGAUUAAUUCAAAACGACGAUAAAUAUAAUUUUUUACUAUUGAGUUGUCUCUCGCGCCAAACAUCGUACUUGUCAGUACCGUAACGUUGUACAUAGUAUAUGUGGUACAGAGAAAUAAACUCAU